UCGAAUUAUCACUGCGCUUGAAAAUGCCCAAACGGAAGCCGUCAGGAGUCAGUUUCAGUCAACGUGCUCAUUUGAACAAGAACCGCUACGAGGGACGGUCGAGGAGCGGCCCUGCAUUAAUAAAUCAACGAAAAGUCAAUAUUGAUGGAGUGGCAGCCAGAUGAGCAGGGACUGCAGCAGGUCCUCCAGCUGCUUAAGGACUCGCAAUCACCCGACACAGCAACGCAAAGAGCCGUCCAAGAAAAACUUGAACAACUCAACCAGUUCCCUGAUUUCAACAACUAUCUCAUCUUUGUCCUUACAAGACUCAAAAGUGAAGACGAGCCGACUCGCUCUCUCAGCGGUCUGAUUCUGAAGAACAAUGUUAAGGCCCAUUACCAGAACUUCCCGCCAACUGUUGCUGAAUUCAUCAAGCGGGAAUGCGUCAACAAUAUUGGCGACCCCUCGCCCCUCAUCCGCGCCACCAUCGGCAUCUUGAUUACAACAAUUUCCUCCAAGGGAGAGCUGCAGUCGUGGCCUGAGCUCCUGCCCCAGCUCUGCAAUCUGCUCAACUCGGAGGACUACAAUACAUGCGAGGGCUCGUUCGGAGCACUGCAGAAGAUCUGCGAGGACUCGUCGGAGCUGCUGGACAGCGACGCUUUGAACAGACCGCUCAACAUCAUGAUACCCAAAUUCCUUCAGUUCUUCAAGCACUGCAACUCCAAAAUUAGGUCCCACGCCAUAGCUUGUGUCAACCAGUUCAUCAUUGGCAGAGCACAGGCCCUCAUGAACAACAUUGACACAUUCAUCGAGAGCCUCUUUGCGCUGGCAGCGGACGAGGACUCCGAAGUCAGAAAGAACGUUUGCCGAGCUCUGGUCAUGCUUCUGGAGGUCCGCAUCGAUCGGCUCAUCCCCCAAAUGCACAGCAUCAUCCAGUACAUGCUGCAGCGCACACAAGACCCGGAUGAGAACGUCGCUCUGGAAGCCUGCGAGUUUUGGUUGACUCUUGCUGAGCAGCCCAUCUGCAAGGAGAUGCUGUCAGGACACCUGGUGCAACUAACGCCGAUCUUGGUGAAUGGGAUGAAGUAUUCCGAGAUAGAUAUCAUACUGUUGAAGGGAGACGUGGAGGAAGACGAGGCCGUACCAGACAGCGAUCAGGACAUCAAGCCACGUUUCCACAAGUCGCGGACGGUCACCUUGCAGCACGAAGGUUUAGAGGGCGGCGACAGCGAGGACAUCGAAGACGACGACGACGACGAUGACGACGACACGCUGUCUGACUGGAAUCUGCGAAAGUGUUCGGCGGCAGCGUUGGACGUGCUUGCCAACGUGUUUCGAGAUGAGCUACUGCCCCACCUGCUGCCGCUCCUGAAGGGUUUGCUCUUCCAUCCCGACUGGGUCGUCAAGGAAUCCGGCAUCCUCGUAUUGGGCGCCAUCGCCGAAGGCUGCAUGCAAGGCAUGGUACCUUACCUGCCCGAGCUCAUCCCGCACCUUAUCCUGUGUCUGAGUGACAAGAAGGCCCUGGUGCGCUCCAUCGCCUGCUGGACCCUCAGUCGUUACGCGCAUUGGGUGGUCUCCCAGCCCCCCGACUCCUACCUCAAGCCCCUCAUGACGGAGCUUCUUAAGUGCAUCCUGGACUCCAACAAGAGGGUCCAAGAAGCCGCCUGCAGCGCGUUUGCCACCUUAGAAGAGGAGGCAUGCACAGAGCUUGUCCCAUAUUUAAGCUUCAUCUUGGACACGCUGGUCUUUGCAUUUGGAAAGUACCAGCACAAGAAUCUCCUCAUCCUCUACGAUGCCAUUGGAACACUUGCAGACUCGGUGGGCCACCACCUUAAUCAGCCCGAGUAUAUUCAAAAGCUGAUGCCCCCUCUCAUCGCAAAGUGGAAUGAGCUCAAGGAUGAGGACAAGGAUCUUUUCCCUCUUUUGGAGUGUUUGUCUUCAGUCGCCACGGCACUUCAGAGUGGCUUCCUGCCGUACUGCGAACCUGUUUACCAGCGGUGCGUCACACUUGUCCAGAAGACUUUAGCUCAGGCUAUGAUGUACAACCAGCACCCUGACCAGUAUGAGGCCCCUGAUAAGGAUUUCAUGAUCGUGGCCCUGGAUCUGCUCAGUGGCCUGGCUGAAGGUCUGGGAAGUCAUGUGGAGCAACUCGUAGCCCGGUCUAAUAUCAUGACGCUGCUUUUCCAGUGCAUGCAGGAUACGAUGCCAGAAGUGAGGCAAAGCUCCUUUGCUCUCUUGGGAGAUUUGACAAAGGUCUGCUUCCUGCAUGUGAAACCUUGCAUUGCUGAGUUUAUGCCCAUCCUCGGCCUCAAUCUGAACCCAGAGUUUAUUUCGGUGUGUAACAACGCCACCUGGGCCAUUGGGGAAAUUGCCAUGCAAAUGGGUGCAGAAAUGCAGCUUUACGUUGGAGUGGUUUUGCCCCACCUGGUGGAGAUCAUCAAUCGACCCAACACGCCAAAGACCCUGCUGGAAAACACGGCCAUUACAAUAGGCAGACUGGGUUAUGUCUGUCCUCAGGAAGUGGCGCCACAGCUUCAACAUUUCAUUCGGCCAUGGUGCACAUCGCUGAGGAAUAUCAGGGAUAACGAAGAGAAAGAUUCAGCCUUCCGUGGGAUCUGCGUGAUGAUUGGCGUCAACCCGGCCGGUGUUGUGCAGGACUUCAUUUUCUUUUGUGAUGCUGUGGCCUCCUGGGUCAACCCAAAGGAUGACCUGAGGGACAUGUUUUAUAAGAUCCUGCACGGCUUCAAAGACCAGGUGGGUCAAGAUAACUGGCAGCAGUUUUCAGAGCAGUUCCCUCCAUUGUUGAAGGAGCGUCUGUCGGCAUGCUACGGCGUCUAACAAGUCCACACUGGAUGCUGACCCGUUCGGUGAACAUGGGGAGGGGUUACCAGGGGACUCAUUGCACUGCCCAGCGUAGCAGGGAGGGACGAUGUGGAGGGACGUGACGGGCCUUCACGUGGCAGAGGGUCCCCUCCCCACCUUUCCCUGUGCCCUGUGUCUCUGUAAGGGAGGGAGGGUGGGCGGUCGGGCGGGAGGGAGGGCUGGGUAAAUUUAGGGAUGUACGUAUACCUCUUGGAUUUCACGCCUCGCUAAAUCCAACACGCUCAAAAGUGACAUUCACCAAUAGCACCACAGGGAUUCAAGUUAGUUGGUGGUAAAAGGGGAGGCCCCCUCGCCUCCAUUUGAUUCAGUCUCAAUAGUGUUGAGGGGCGGGGCUCGUCUUCUCGGUACAUUCAAAUCAGCAUCGGGUGUCGUAGUCCCACAUCUCCCAAUGAAUGCACAGUGCAUUCAUGUGUGUGUUAAAAGUAAGGGGCGGCACCUCUGGGCUUAGCCAGAGGCUAAAGAAAACACGCUUUUCUCAUGUAAUAAAUGCAGGAAAUGUGCAUCAAUAGUUGCACCUUUUUACAGGAAGUAAUGCAGAAACCCUUUGGUGUGCAGGGCCUUUUCCUCUCGUCAUCUGUACAUGUAUGAUCCGAUUGCAUGUUGAAUGAAUGACUUGUGUAGUCAUAAUAAGGAGGCCCCUGAUGUAUAGCAAUGAAGAUGCUUGUUUUGUUUCCCCCCCUCUCCCACAUUUGUCAUCUUAAUGUUCAAAUGGGGUUCCGUGAAUUAUUCAAAGAGCUGAAAUACUGUAGGCAGGUUAAGGAUUCUGCUGCUGCUUCUGUCAAAACGUCAACUUUCAAAACGGACAUAAUGAAAAGAGAAGAUGUAGGUUCUUACUGAUAUAAAUGCACUUUUUUUUUUUUCCUUUUGUAAGAAUUCUAGAAUUUCUUGAGGGGGUUUAUAAACCUGUCAGGAUUGUUAGUCCAUUUUAAGCAAUGAUUAAAAAAAAACAAAGGUUAUACUUGAGGCCUCUUAACAUAGUCAUAAUAAUUUAGCUUCUAAAAUUGAAGAGGCGGGACUACUUCAGUAUUUUUCAUCCCAGUGCAGCUUUGUGUAAAAACAAAUUCCCCCUUCAAUCCAUUUUUUGAAGGCAAAUGGCAGUCAUUACGAAGAUGUCAUGAACCUUGCAUGCGUUCCAAUUUUUCUUUCUAAUGCAGCCCUUUUAGGAGGGACUCUUGCGUAAGAGCUUUGCUGAUGGCAAUAUGAUGCUGAACUAAUGGGGUAAUGUUCCUGCUUUUGCUUCAGCUGGUAAUUGACAGCUAGCUGACAUGUUAUUCCGCCUGUUGACACUGUGUCCGUACGUUCUGGCUGGAAAUACACUGAUCUCAAUCGUUCAACCCGACACUGGAUAGCUGGCUCGGGCCAUCUUUCUCCAGCUUUGUCUUCUAGCCGUUGUCCAUAGUGGACGAUUGUAUUGGCAGAAUGCGUAUGGCUUUUAGCCUGUGGGGUGUUUUGCUUCCAUGUUAUUUUGCACCAGCCCUACCCUAAGGUUAUGUGCCGGGCAUAGUUGGUCGGGGAAGGGGAAAAAAAUGGUGUGGCCACUGCCAUGAAACAUUUGCCUGCCAGUUAAGGAACAUGUAACUAUCACCUUGUGUCCCUGAGUAUUAGCUAGCUUUAUUAAUUUAGUUUAUGACUUCAAUGUUUUCGGCAUGACCUUUUGUAGCACAAUCGCAUUGGCUCAUUUAAAGCUGCUGAAAUACAAUAUGCUCACUAAUGACAAUGCUUGUUCAUUUUCUAGGCAAGAAUUAAGGCAGGAGUUUCUUGCACAUUGUAAUAAGUGAAGAUUUUUUUUAUUUUUGUGCUUGUGGUAUUUUAAUUUAUUUUAUGUUUUUUGUGCGGUCUGUGCACAAAUGUUUUUUUGGACUUCAAAAGUUUUUUUUCUUUUUAUUCUUUUCAUUUAAAGAACUAUUUUAUAGUGGACCAUUUAAUUGCAUCAAAUUUGAUGUUGUGGUUGACAGAGUCUGGGCUGGGCGCAUACCUUAGGGAAGACAUCUGAUUCAUAACUUUGUUUAUCAAGGCUGGCGACUUUCACCUCCCUUUUUGUUUAACUGUGGUGCAGGUGGGAUGUCUGCUGAUGUACUCCUUUUUAAUUUUGUCAAAGGGGGAAAAUAAAAGUUUUCUAUUA
This is a messenger RNA of Syngnathus acus (greater pipefish), 4984 nucleotides long. Its product is annotated as transportin-2-like. Gene Ontology annotation, cellular component: nucleus; cytoplasm. Gene Ontology annotation, biological process: protein import into nucleus. The record is from RefSeq and is a predicted model, not a curated record. Gene Ontology annotation, molecular function: nuclear import signal receptor activity; small GTPase binding. The transcript has 25 exons. Bases 145 to 2817 code for a protein of 890 amino acids. NCBI's taxonomy places the organism in Eukaryota, Metazoa, Chordata, Actinopteri, Syngnathiformes, Syngnathidae.